This is a messenger RNA of Drosophila arizonae, 4359 nucleotides long. RefSeq names its product structural maintenance of chromosomes 4-like protein gluon (gene glu). The record is from RefSeq and is a predicted model, not a curated record. Lineage: Eukaryota; Metazoa; Arthropoda; Insecta; Diptera; Drosophilidae. Gene Ontology annotation, cellular component: chromosome; condensin complex. Gene Ontology annotation, molecular function: ATP binding; ATP hydrolysis activity; protein binding. Gene Ontology annotation, biological process: mitotic chromosome condensation.
CGUCAUAUUUUAUUUUAGCGCCAGGAGUUGCGGACUGUGUUAAGGAUUUUAAAUAAGUUCCUCGCUAAAUUGAAAAGAAUUUUUGUUGCUAAUAUGCGACCCAGCCUGGGUACGCCACAAGGGCGCGGCGGCUGUCGCACCAGUGUCGGCGCACGGCUAACCCAACAGCAAAUGCUGAAGGCCCAACAAGAGGCAGAUGAUGCCGCUGCUAUGGACGCCUUGGAUGAUGCGCUCAUCUUCGACGACGAGGAGGGGGGCACACGCAUUGGAGACAUAUAUAUACCGCCGCCAGUGCCACCGCAUUGUUCCAUGGAGAGCGUCGGCCCGCGCCUGAUCAUCAAACGUAUUGUCAACAACAAUUUCAAGAGCUAUGCAGGCGAGGUGGAGCUGGGUCCAUUUCAUCAUUCCUUUACAGCAAUCAUCGGGCCGAACGGCAGUGGCAAGAGCAACGUCAUUGACUCCAUGAUGUUUGUGUUCGGCUGUCGGGCGAAUCGCAUUCGCUGCAAGAAAUUAUCCACAUUAAUUCACAAUUCCAAGAACUUUCCAAAUCUGACUAGCUGCUCGGUGGCUGUGCAUUUCGAGCAGGUGGUGGACAAGCCGGACGGCAAGUGCGAAACUGUUCCCGGCUCACAGUUCUUCGUGCGACGCACAGCUAUGUCGGAUAACUCGUCCUACUACCAAAUCGAUAAUCAGCGGGCUCAGCUGAAGGAUGUGGCUAAGCUGCUGAAGAAGCAUCACGUAGAUCUCGAGCACAAUCGUUUUCUCAUACUGCAGGGCGAGGUGGAGUCCAUAGCCAUGAUGAAGACCAAAGGGCAGACGGAGAACGAAACAGGCAUGCUGGAGUAUCUGGAGGAUAUCAUAGGGACGCAACGCUAUAUCCGGCCAUUGCAGCAGAUCAAUCAGCGCGUGGAUCAGCUAACGGAUGAUCGCACGGAGAAGCACAAUCGCUGCAAGCUGUCUGAGCGUGAAAUGAAGGACCUGGAGCAGCCCUACAACGAGGCCGUCGAGUAUUUGCGCAAGGAGAACGAAUUGGUGCGCACCAAGAACUGGGUCAUCCAGAAGUACGUAAGCAUCAAGAAGCAGAAGCUGGAGGAGUACAUCAAGGAGCACGACGAGUGCAGCCAGGAGAUAAAGAGCCACGACGAAGGCACCGAGGCACUCAAGAAGGAGCGCGCUGAAAAGGAGCUGAUUAUCCGCAAGGAAAUGGAAGCCUAUGAGGCGUUGGUCAAGCAGCGCGAGGACAUCAAAAAGAAGCUGGUGGGCGCCGAGCGCAGCUACACGGAAGUCCAGAGCGCCAUGGAGAACACGAAUAAGCAGCGCAAGAAGGACAAAGCACAAAUCGAAAAGAAUGAAAAGGAGCUCGAGGAGCUGCACAAGCUGCCAGAGAAGAACGAGCGAGAGAUCGAGGAAUGCCAGCACAAACUCGAACGCCUGGAAAAGGAGAAGCUGGCGCUCAACGAGGAGCUAGAGAAACAGCUGAAGUUACUCAAAGAGCAAUCGGAGCCGCUAACCGAGAAGCGUCUCAAGUUCAGUGACGAGCUGAUUGGACUGCAGGAAGCAGUCAAUACGGCGCGAGAGGAGGUGCAGGUGCACGAAUCGAAGCUAAAGAUACUGAAGCAAGUGGAGACCACAGAGGCGCGCAAGUAUGAAUCCUUAAAGAGCUCCUACGAGGCGGCACAGCAGAGCUUGGAGAGCAUGACCAGCAAGCUGGAGGAGCUAAAUACAAAUAUGCCACAGCUGGAGCAGGAGAUUCGCACCAAGUCAGCGGAGGUGCAGAAGCUAAGCCAUGAGGAGCGCAAUUUGGCGAUGCAGUGCAGCAAGCUGCGCGAGGAGAUCAAUGAGCGCUCAUCGAAUAUGCAAGCUCAGCGCUCGAAUGAUAAAGUCCUGGACUUCCUGAUGCGCAUGAAGGCGGAGGGCAAAAUACCUGGCAUACUGGGACGCCUAGGAGAUCUCGGCGGCAUCGAUGCCAAAUAUGAUAUAGCCAUAUCGACAGCCUGUGGGCGACUGGACAACAUUGUGACGGAUACGUAUGAUACGGCCACGGCUGCGAUUAAAGCGCUCAAGCAAUAUAAUGUGGGUCGAGCGAACUUUAUACCCCUGAAUCGCAUGGAGCACUGGCGCAGCAAAUCCCAUCGCAUCAACACCCCAGAGAACGUGCCGCGCCUUUACGAUCUGGUUCAGGUGGAGGACGAGCGCGUUAGGACCGCCUUUUAUAUGGCAUUGCAUAACACGCUGGUGGCUACGGAUCUGGAGCAGGGCUCGCGCAUUGCCUAUGGCCGUGAACGCUUCCGUGUGGUCACGCUGCGUGGCGAGAUUAUCGAGCAAGCGGGCACCAUGUCCGGCGGAGGCAACCGACCUGUGCGUGGCAAAAUGGGCACACAGGUGCGCACGAAGACAGCCGAGUCCAUGGAAAACUCACAAGUGUCGCAGAAGGCGCUGGAGGAUAUGCAAGUGCAGGCCGAGGAGCUGCAGACGCGCAUCAACUACUGCCAGGAGCAGCAAGGCCGGCUGGAGCGUGAGAUCCAAAUGCUGCAGACGAAUUUGCAGCGCAGCGAAACGGAACAGAAGCGUCUAGCGAUGAGCAUCAAAUCGCAAGAGCAGCAAAUGGCCAGCAGCCUGAAGCAAUGCGAAGCGCAGCGUAAGAAGAUGCAAGCUCACACAACGGACGAGGCUGCCGUCAAGAAGCUGGAGGCGCACAUCCAGAAGGCCAACGAACAGCUGGAGAAGUGCAUCGAUAAUGAGAAAGCGAUGUCAAGUCAGAUAACUGAAGUACAGGCCGAAUACGAUUCUCUGCGCGCAAAUACCGUGAAGCCUGUGGAGGCGAAGCUGAAGAAAACCACGGGACAGAUAGAGAAGCUGGCGGGAAAUGUGCGCUCCUUGAAUGUGGCCCUAACCACGGCGGAGCGCAGCAUUGAGCGUUUGAAGAACAACAACAACAAUUUACGAGAGAAUAUUAAAACAGCUGAGGACAAGCUGCGGUCCCUCAACGAGGAGCGUCAGCAGUGCCAGGAGCGCAAAGAAGAGCUGGAGGAGGAGGCUAAAAAAGCCGAAGAGGCCAUUGGCAAUGCCAAAUCCCAAUCUUCGGAUAUCAAAAAGCAAAUCGAUGAGCUCAGCAAGCAGGAGAAUCAGCGAAAUCUCGCCCGCGUGGAGAUUGAGACGAAGCUGCAGGCGGCGGCGGCCAAGAUGAACGAGGUCAAGUCGGAUAUACCGCGUUGGCAGCAGCAGCUGAAGCCGCUCAAGCUCAAUGAGAUACCAGGAGAAACCAAGCCACUGGCCCCGCUCAAAACACUCACCGAGGAGGAGCUAGAGACCGAGAACCUGGAGGACAUGCAGUAUAAGCAAACGCUGCUCGAGGAGCAGCUGAAAACGAAACCCAAUCUGGGCUUCAUCAAGGAGUUCACAGAGAAGCGCAACAUCUACCUGGAUCGUGUUCGCGUCCUGGAGGACAUCACGUCAAAACGUAACGAGAUGCGCGACAAGUACGAAGAGGUUCGCAAGCGUCGCUACACCGAGUUCAUGGAAGGAUUCAACAUAAUCACGCGCAAGCUCAAGGAAAUGUAUCGCAUGAUAACCUUGGGUGGCGACGCGGAUCUGGAGUUGGUUGACUCAAUGGAUCCAUUCACAGAGGGCGUACAGUUCACUGUGCGCCCGCCCAAGAAGAGUUGGAAGUAUAUUUCGAAUUUGUCAGGUGGGGAGAAGACGCUCUCCUCCCUCGCCCUGGUCUUUGCGCUGCAUUACUAUAAGCCCUCGCCUCUGUAUUUCAUGGACGAGAUCGACGCCGCUCUCGACUUUAAGAAUGUGUCCAUUGUGGGACAUUAUAUAAAGGAGCGCACCAAGAAUGCCCAGUUCAUCAUCGUCUCGCUGCGCGUCAACAUGUUUGAGUUGUCCAACUAUUUGGUUGGCAUCUUCAAAGUGGAUGACUGCACGGAUUCGGUGACUUUGGUUAAUCAUCCGCCUGACCCGCUACCGCCGCCCACACAAUCGCGUCUGACAGCGAGCCAGCAACAAAUAGAUGUAAGCCUGGAGACUAGCCAGAAUGGCGAGUUGGCGAAUGAGUCAGAGCAGCCGGAGCAGCAAUCACAAUCAGAGCCGCCGGAGCAGUUGCCGCCCACGCAGCCAGACCUUUCGAGAGCUUGUGGCAGAGACACAACCUUUGCGCCCACAUUGGAGAGCACGGUGAUAACGCAACCAGUGCAGGAGGAAGUGAAUGAAGUGGCUCCCAAUACCAAUACCAGUGAGCUGUCCAUGAAGAGUCAGAGUACGCUGACCACCAUCAAUGCCUAGGAGCCAUCUACAAAUAUACAAAAUAAACUUAAAUAUCUUUACACAUAACUUUAAUAAACAGUACAAAUCAUGAAU